Daphnia carinata is the source of this 3920-nucleotide messenger RNA. RefSeq lists its product as uncharacterized. The record is from RefSeq and is a predicted model, not a curated record. Lineage: Eukaryota; Metazoa; Arthropoda; Branchiopoda; Diplostraca; Daphniidae. The transcript has 9 exons. The coding region runs from base 1057 to 2706 and encodes 549 amino acids.
GUGUUGGACCUAAGACAUAGGCAUUCCAAGUUCGGUGGCGCCAAGGGGAACAUGUCUGUGAUCCUUAAAUACUUUUGCUUGAGGAAGACUCCCAAACUUCCACGUAAACUUUUCGCAUUUUUCUUUCACUCAAGUUUUUCAGCCAUCACCUGCAAUAACUUGAUGACAAUUCUCACGGUACUUUUAUUACGAAACUUUUUUGGGAAUCUGGAAACGACGAAUGCCUCAAGCUGUUUCCAUGUUUUUUGGUGGAGCACGUGCCGUGUGCUGCACGCAUUUUCCCUCCUUUUUUCUUUCUUCACCACACAAACUGAUCGCCACCUGCUACAGUGAAAGGAAUUUCAGCAAAACUUUAGUGAAAUAGUGAUUUCAGACUUGCCUGAACUUGUGUAAUCAAUAACCUGCGCCGAUUGAAAUUGUUUGCCGAUUUGGACGCAGUUGAUUUAAGAAGAGGGAAACUCCACGACAUUGGAAUUAGGGCCAACAAGAGGAACUACCGGUGUCUCACCUCCAGUCUUCUUUUCCCUAACAAGAUGACAUGCGUCGUGUAGGUGUUUAUGGCCGACUACCAACUAAAGACCCUCAUGGUAAUAGUACCUCCUGUGGGUUGUUUGGAUUCUGACUUGCACACCCGCACGGCCUUCUUCUGCCAACGAGACUGUCGGGUGUCAAAUUCAUCAUUUAUCGCAGUUGAUCAUCUCACAUUUGGGGACUACUCUUCUAGCCGUCGUUCACCAAAGUCAAGAUUUGUAAAAAAAAAAAAAAAUUCAACAAUAAACCCCAGCCCCGCGAACGAAGAAACGAAAGUGACGGUUUGAAAAAAAAAAACAAAAACAAAAACAAAAAAAAAAAAUCAAUGCAUCACGGCGGUAGAAUGUGGUGAUAGUUGAUUUGUCGUUGUCUUUUUUCGAAACAACAAAAGAAAUCGAGAGAACAAGACGAGUGACACAAAACACAUAAUCAAAGCUGGAUUCGUUGGCGGCGGGUGCUGUUGCAAGUAGCGCUGCGGCUGCCAUUGUCAGUGCCAGCGCCGGAUUAUUGAUAGCGCGCUCCAACAUGGCCGCUUUCGAAUGGGACUGCGAUUGCGGCUGGGAAUGGGAUUUGGACUCGACGGAAUGGACGACGUCGGCGUCGGUGAGCGAGGCUGGCAGCCUUGGUCGGCCGGCGCCACCUCCGCCUCCGCCGCCAUUCUUCGACCUGCCGCCUCCACCUCUGCCGCCAUCCCUCCAACCUCCGCCCGAGCUGUGCUCGACGUCCGACCAUCCGCUGGGACUAGAGACUUGCCAAGCUUUCCUGGUGAGCGAUGCUGAGCGUCAAGUUCCUGUCGACACGUCCUCAUCGGCCGCCGUCAUUUUCAUUCCGGCCGUCGUCCUGACGAUCGCCUUCUUCAUCAUCGGCUUCGUCGCUUGGAGGUUCCGCAAACAAAAGUUGAACCAGAAAGCGCUUUUACGUUGCCAACAAAAGACGAUCAACGGUGCCGGAGGAGUUGCAGUUGGCGGAGGGAUGAUGGACGGCGUUCCGGCUUUACUUCAAGGCCUCAACGGUCGUCAAACAGGAGCCAAUCUCAACGAGGACGAGAACGGCGUCUUCUACGAUGAACUCAUUUCUUAUCCGCCGCAAUUCAGAGCGCCUAACCAUCCGCCCGCUUACGAGAUGAAGGACGUGCUCCUCGAGUCGACUUCUCCGUGCCACUGCACGGCUCAUCCAUUGCUGGGCAACGGAAGCGGUAGGAACGCGAGGAACGGCUGUAGUGGCGGCGGCGUUCCUCGUAGCAGUUUGCACUGCCAGCAGCCGCACUACGUCACGUCGCCGUACCGCUGCGCUAGUCACUCGCCGCCGUCAUCGACGCCCACUAUCGACGACCAGCACGACUCUAGCUGGAUCACAGAGCCCGUUUACGAAGAGCUGCCUUCCGGUCCCGAAGAGGACGGACGAUACCCGCAGGAUCACCAGCGCUUGCGGCAUCGGAACGACUCGGUCAGCAUUAAUGAUUCAUUACGCAGCCAAAGAGGUGGCUCCGCCGACCAGAGGCCUUCGAAUUACAGCAACAACAGCAACUGGAGCGGGGAAGAGCCCGGCGAGACGGAUUUCUUCUUACCGCCAUCCACCUGGUACCACCAGCAGACGCAGCAGCACAGCAGCCCGAUCCUGAGGGGUCAGAUGACGACUCAAGGUCCCGUCCGUCAGGGUCGAGGUGGAAUCCGAGCCGCCUGGAGAGAAAUGGAGCCGGCUCCUCGCUGUCGUGGGACGUUAAGUAGCGUCAGUCAACCCAAUUCCGGUCGGAGGAAACGCAAAGUCAAAUCGAUGAAAAAUCCCGGCGGAGGUGGAGGAGUUGGGGGAGGAAUGGAGACGCUGGACAACCAAAAUCUCCAUUAUCACUGCAGCGGUCUCUAUCGCGGUAUCUGCCCGCCGGAAGAGCCUCCUUUUGCGGCCGUAGAAAACGACCCCACGAUCGCCUCUUUGCUGGAUCAGGACAGUCCGGUUCCGCCAGAGCAACUCAGUACUCCAACGAAAACUCAGCCACGCUAUUAUUACUACUCGGAAAGCGACGAUUACGGCGUAAUGAACCAGCCGACACGGACCUUGUCCAAUUCACGACGGGCAGCCCAAUUACAACAGCAACGCCAUCUAUCACGCGUGCAGCGAACCCUUCAGGCGCGGUCGCCAACGUCGGUGUCCUCUGAAAAGAAUGUCGGCCUCAAUUAGUUGACGUUGUUUACACAUAUUUUACACACACACACACACACACACACACACACACACACACAGAUACACAUAACACGCCAACCGCUACCGCACAAAAGUCAUUCCAAAAAAAGAAAACUGACCAACAACAGACAAUCGAUCCUAAAUUUUGCCCUCAAUCUUCUGCCGUUCUCCUACACCCGUCCAGUGGGCGAUUGUGUACAUUUUCUCUUUUAACAGCCAUUUAAUACCGGGCCAACUCAAAAAUUAUAUGGAGGGAGUGUACGUUAAAAAAAAAAAAAAAUAUGGGGGGAAAAAACAAGUACCAAACAAAUGAAUACCAAUCAUUUCGACCACUUUACACUUUACGUGGUAGAACGGCCGGAAACAAGUGAUGCGUUUUACUCCACUCUGUUUGGCUAAAGUCUUUUUAUUUCUGCCUCGUUCUCCCGGGCCAGCGAUAAUCAAAAAUAGUGCCCGACCAUCAGCUCGAAUUUCGCGGUUUAAAUUAUUUUCAUUUUAUUUUCUGGUUUUCUCCUCUGGAAGUGACCGAGUGAAAAGAGUGAAGUAAAAACAACAACAAAGAAAAAUGUAUGGAGCAAGAAAAUGAAGACCCCUGUUUUACGUUUUCAACUUUCUUUUUAUGUUUGUUUGAACAAGAAAAUUAUUCUUUUGGCGGAACUGGAUUUUUUUCUCCGACAAUAUCUGCAGAAGAAACCCUCACUGACUAUUUUAUUUAUCAAAAAUUUAAAUCACUGUAAAGAAUUUCUUUUUUUUUUUCUUUCUCUCCAGAUUCCUUAAUUAUGAAAAGAAAAUGUCUGUUUGUGAACGUCUCACUGUGAUAUUGUCGAUGUUUUUGUUGUUUUUUCUUGUUCAAUUCUCGUUAUUUAUCUCUUCUUCUUUUGUGGAGAGGUUUCUUUCGCUCAAUCUUAAAAACAAAAGAUAAAAAAAAAAAAAUGCAACAGCUGAUUGCGAAAGUGGGUGUUUUCUGUAGACGGACAAAGAAGUAUGGGCGUGUCCGUCUUUCAUAUUCCUGACAUUCGUUCGCGCCCAUCACACAUCGUGAGCACACACUGGCACACAGAUAUUCCUACGUUUACCACCAAACCAAAUCACCCCUCUAUACAUUACGGCAGGUGAACUGUUGCACAUGUGUGUACCCCGUUGGUUUUCGUUCCAGUCGAGAGACGGGCAACAAAAAGCAGAAAGAGAAAAAUGACGUGGAAUAGAAAGAG